Molecule: messenger RNA, 1929 nt
Organism: Lotus japonicus
Lineage: Eukaryota; Viridiplantae; Streptophyta; Magnoliopsida; Fabales; Fabaceae
Product: GDSL esterase/lipase At4g10955-like
Exons: 3
Coding region: 439-1479 (346 amino acids)
Biological process (GO): lipid metabolic process
Source: RefSeq, a predicted model, not a curated record
UCCUUUACACGAAUUGAUGCGAUUUAAAUCUCACAUUGCUGAUAUCAUCAACUCAUUUGUAGAAUCUCCAAUCUCAGAUCCGCAUUUCACUCUCACAAUAUUCAUAUCCAUGGAUAAAUCGCUUUUUCAUUUUUUCUUUUCCCUCAUUAUCAUAAUCCCCGAAUAUUCCCAGAAUAUUAUUUACUUCUUCGUUGAUCAUGAUGGUUGGUCAAAUUUAGUUUUUUCCAGAAAGAAAAAUGUGUACCAGAUUCUGAUACCUUAACAAAUCAAAUUUGAUUCACACUUGUGUUUAAUUGUUUUUGGAUCCCAGUCCUUGAUCGUCUUCUCCAUGGCUCCAUUUUAUGAAAAUUUCAAAGCAAAUCCAUCUUACUGUAUUAUCAGAUUUUUUUGAAGAUUUCUGAAGGUACUCAGGAGAAACGAGCAGACGUGCAUAGUGUCAUGGCCGACGAGUUUCCCAGGGAAAGUUUUGAUCGCUCAGGACCUUUGCAUUUGACGUAUGUCUUAUGGGAUAAUGCGUAUCAUCGAAUGUCAGUUGCUGCUAGUUUGGUCCAAGGUGUUUACAUUCUAGAAAGGGACCGGCAAGACAAACGUGAAGGUCCUGAUGCUCUUGCACCACCUUGGUGGACAUUCUUCCACUUUCAGCUACUACGUCCACUUGUAGAUGAUGUUGAUUCUUCCAUCUUUGGUGCAAUAUAUGAGUUCAAGCCUCAGUCAUCUGAGUAUAAUGACACUUUAUACAGAAGUCCACGUUAUGUGAUUGCCUUUCGAGGGACUCUAACCAAAUCACACUCAGUUUCGCGUGAUAUUGAGUUGGAUAUCCACUUUAUCCGUCAAGGGCUUCAUCAAACUUCUCGCUCUGACAUAGCCGUUCAAGCUGUUCGAAACAUGGUUGCCACCGUAGGCGAUUCAAAUGUUUGGCUGGCCGGACACUCCCUAGGAUCAGCAAUGGCAAUGCUUACUGGGAAAAGCAUGGCCAAGAAUGGCAUGUUCAUUGAAUCUUUUCUUUUCAACCCGCCAUUCGUAUCGGCUCCGAUCGAGAGAAUUAAGGAUGAGAGAUUGAAACACGGGAUUCGAUUCGCAGGCAGCGUGAUAACAGCUGGACUCACCAUUGCUAUGAAAGCCAAGCAGCAGCAGGAUAUACCGCCUCUUGAUCCGUUUGCAGCUUUGGCAGCCUGGGUUCCAUGUUUAUUUGUGAAUCCAUCAGACCACAUCUGCUCAGAGUAUGUCGGAUACUUCGAACACAGAAAAAGAAUGGAAGACAUGGGAGCAGGAGUGAUUGAAAGGCUAGCAACUCAAAACUCGCUCGGUGGCCUACUGAUGAGCGCGUUUGGGAAGGAAUCAGAAGCGUUGCACCUCAUUCCUUCAGCUUCUCUGACUGUUAACAUUGCUCCUGCAGAAGAUUUCAAAGAAGCCCAUGGGAUUCACCAGUGGUGGCAACCUGACUUGCGCCUUGAACACAAGCUCUUCAAUUAUAAAUAGUUCCUGUAAUUUAUUGAGGGUUGCUGAUUCUGAUUUUCUGAAGACUGAUCAAAUUCAUUUUGAGCAAGGUAUAUUUUGAAUGGUUGAAAUGUCAUUUUGCUCCAGAAGUUUGUAGAUAGGUGGCUGUUGCUACAAAACCUUUGUCCUAAUUUAUGAGUGAAGAAGCCUUGCUGCUGAAAACUGUUUACCCAAGAAAAAUAUGAUACACUGCUAUUGGAGUAAAACGAAAAGUAGUAGUGUUUGAACUAGCUUAUCCUUGGUUCAUUGAUGCUUAUAAUGUUGUACUUGUAUGUAGAGUUUUUAGCUGAAAGUUUGAUCAUUAGAUUUAAAUGAUGUAUUUGCCUCCUAAGAGAAAAAAUUCCCUUGAUAGAAGGAUAUUUAAAUGAUGUAUUUGCCCCCUUAAAAUUCUUAUACUAUUUAUUUCAAUCAUUCAAUGUUGAUAUUGUUUGA